This is a messenger RNA of Pseudophryne corroboree (corroboree frog), 1618 nucleotides long. It is a transcript of the gene MYCT1, whose product is annotated as MYC target 1. Gene Ontology annotation, cellular component: nucleoplasm. The transcript is spliced from 2 exons. NCBI's taxonomy places the organism in Eukaryota, Metazoa, Chordata, Amphibia, Anura, Myobatrachidae. Bases 126 to 746 code for a protein of 206 amino acids. The record is from RefSeq and is a predicted model, not a curated record.
AAAGCGCACUAAGGAUGUAGAGUAACUGCUCUCACUUUGCCAUUGGAACUCAGUCACAUAAAGAGUUCUCGCAUGACUGAAUUGGACAUACAGUAGCUACGGUAUAUUAGAUUUUUACCUUGGAUAUGGGUAACAUCACAGUUCAUCAGAACAUUACAUGCCAUGCCGAGCCAUACAAUAUUACAUGCUCAAAGGAACUGGUGGAAGAGUUUGUGGGUGGUGUGAUAUUAUCAUUUACACUGUCCGUUGUAAUUGGAUUGGUGAUUGGAGGUAUAAUAUGGAUUUUGGUCACCUGCUUGUCCCGUCGUCGAGCCAGUGCAGCUAUUUCCCCAAGAAUGACCAAUUCAUCAAGCAGACGUCCUAGGACAUCAUCCCAAAACCAUGCUUUAAACAGGUCUGGGUUUUAUCGGAAUAGCAGCUGUGAGCGUCGGAGCAACCUCAGCUUGGCUAGUCUGACUUUUCAAAGACAGACUUCCCAAGAGCAGCCUGACCCAUUCACUCGGAAACCUAGCUUCAGAGCAUCUACAUUCCAUCCAUUUUUGCAGGCUCCUCCCCUGACAGUUGAAGCUGACAGUCAACUUGUUACUCUACCCCGUACCAACAGCACUUCACCGACAAUCAACAACACCGGCAACCUUGGCCGACCCGAUUUCCACUGGUCAAGUAACAGCUUACGACUUGGCAACUCAACUCACACACCACCACCUGCUUAUGAAAGCAUCAUUAAGGCUUUCCCUGACUCUUGAAUAUGAUUGAUGGAUUAUUAUAGGACUGAGUAGUUUGAACAAUUGCCCUAAGCAUACAGAUGAAUAGUGAGCUGGCUAUUGUAUUAUUGUAGGUGGCCACCAGACAGAAAUAUGAGUAAGUACACACUGUACUGUAUACAUAAUUUGCACUAGACUAGUGCAUAAAACAAGUGUGCAGAUUUGGACUUAACAUACAGACCUUCUUAUUUACACAGUUUUAACAGGUGCACUAAAGUCUGCUCCAUCUCUGCCAUGGCUGUAGGGCUUGACCAUGACACAACAAUGUGUACUUGCUAAUGUAGAUCAAUAUAUAAAAUCAAAGCAGUUUCAUUGGUCUUAUAUUAUUGUUAAGUUCUUACAUAGUUUGUCAUAUUAUAAUAGUUCCUUUGGUAAGUAUAAUUUUGAAAAGCUAAAAAACAAGUUUAAUGCUUUGAGAUAAAAAGAUGCUGAGUCAAUAUUUGAUUUAUUAUACAGAUUGUGCAGUGCAUACUUACUAUGUCAAAUAUGCACACACGAAGAAUUGCUAAUUAUCAUCCUAUUGCUUGUAACAGCUGCUUGUCUGAAUAUUAGUAUUUCACCUAAAUAUUUGUAUCGUAUUAAAAUAUGUUAUUGUUCUUUCUGCCUACAGUGGCAUUGCUAAUACUUACAUUAAUGUCUCAUACUUCCAUAAUUUAAUAUUUGUCUAAACGUUUCUUCAGUUAUUCAUACAUGUUUUCUUGCUUCACUUGAAACUAGCCAUUGUCUGUCACAUGGGUUAAAAUGCCUUUGUAUUUUCUAGCACAAAUGUGGAAGAAAAUCCUCACUGCUUAAGUUCCAAUGUAUAGUGGUUUUAUUCCUAGACAUAAUAAAGGUUGAUUACACUCACACUUUAA